This is a messenger RNA of Physella acuta, 7298 nucleotides long. RefSeq lists its product as uncharacterized. The record is from RefSeq and is a predicted model, not a curated record. NCBI's taxonomy places the organism in Eukaryota, Metazoa, Mollusca, Gastropoda, Physidae.
AUGAAAAGUGGGUAUUACGUCACCACCGGAAGUCGAGGAAUUCUGGGAGAAAAUGAUGUUUCUUUUCCUGUUGGGAUUUUGCCAGCGAACAAAUCACACAUUCCUGAUGAUGAGAACGCCAUCUGGGUGGGUCACUCGCCCAACGUGUUCAUGGAGCGGCUGGUCAACAUGGAGUCGCUCGAGACGCCCAUGUACAUCACCAACAACGUCCAGGGGCUGGACUUCGCCUGGCCCCGACUGUCCGGCCUUGACAUUGCCGUGAGCAUCUCCGGCGUGUUCCUGAUCCCCAACUACCGUGACCUUGAAGCCGUGGACGACACGGCGCUGUUCAUGUUGCUACAGGACAACAGUCAGGACAUGAAGGACAAGUACAAGUUUGUACAGAAACAUUUCUGCAGGCACCCAGUACCAGACUACUACUACCUACAGCUGGAGGUGAUCGCUAACAGGACGGCCAAGGCCCAGGUGGUCAUGUGUGACUCGCAUGACGUCACGGUGCCACGCUGUCCCCCACACCACAAGGACGGCACCAGGUACCUGCAGUGGGACAUCAGCCAGCCCUGCCCCUUCAUCAACACUAGCCAACGGUUUGACAAGGUGACUGGCGGCCGCAACAGUGUCGUUUGCACGGAGGAGACGGAACUGCUGCGCAAGGUGUUCCAGAGUUCAAGGCCAACGACCCAGGAGUACAUGUUCCCCUCCCAGGAGUGUACCAGCAGCCAGAGGGAGUGCAGCCAGUGUCUGGAGGCGUCACAGUGUAGGGAGAACAGGAACAAUGUCAACGUCUCCUACCUCCAUGACAAGUACUGUUGUGGCAUCAGUUGCUACACCAAAAGUCACUGCCAGAAAUAUUACAGUCCUGCAUGUCCUCCACCCAAAGUUGAGUGCGGAUUAGGUGAUGUGAACAUAUUCUCCCUGUACCCAAACUUUGAUUCGAUGACGCACCAGUUCGCCUGCCACCUGAAGUACGAACCACCACAGCAACUGUACAGCAUCAGCUACACCAUCCGCGCACCAUCCAUCAACCUCAACAUCACACCACAAAACUUUACCGUCAGCUCCAGGUCUAGGGAGGAUCAUGAGAAGCGGCUGUCCAGCUUUGACUUUAUAAACGCCUUCCACGACACGAGAUACAAGGUUGAGGACGAACUGAUUCUCGUCGGGGACCACUACGACUUCAUCAGGAACUUCGACAACCUGAUGAAGCCUUGCAUCGUGCACAAGAUCAAGGACCCCGCAGAGCUGAGGCGGGAGAGAAAGUUCACACAGGACAGCUACACCAAGCACGUCUUCAUUCAGUUUGAGAAACCUUUUCUCUACAGCUCACUCUCCUGGCACAGUGAUCAGUGCCAGAAAAAUAUCUCACAGAUUUAUCCCAAUCAAACAAUCUACGAGGAAGAUUUCAUCCCAAUGUUAGCCAGAAAAAACCAGCACGAUUCCCCCAUCAAUCAACAAAACUCUGGCUUCAUGUACCAGCUUAACCAGAGAGACAGGGCUCCCUACAUUAAAUUUUACGUAGAACGAGGGAAAUCUGUGCUGCAACAUCUUCAAGGAACGGUCAUCAAAGGGAAGCUAAUCCCGAGCAGUUUGUUUGGGAGAGUCUCAUGGAACCAUCAGAUAGGGAAGUGGAUGCUCGAUAUUUCAGGCCAGCAGGACGCCUGCCCCACCAUCCUGAGUCUGAAGAUCUUCACCCAGCUGAUGACGGGCUGUGCCGGUCACUUUGACCUACUCAUCAACUGCCCACGUGACUUCUCUGUCCAGCUUAACUUCUCCACCGACCUGAGCGAUCUGCCGGACAUUUUUGUCGUGCAGGUCAACGACUCGUCCACCAGCCAUAACCUGGUCCUCUCCUCCAUCUACCCGCCCCUCCAUGUUGACGAAAUGGGCCAGGAGAACCCCUCACCCCCCAGCCAGGAGCUGACCUCAGUGGGGGGCGCCAUCAAGACAUACUCCACGUGGGCGCCCAUCUGUUUCAUCGUCCUGCUGACACUCAUCGGCCUGCUCGUCAUCUUCAUCAUCCACACCUGCAUCAACGCUAGAGUGACAGGGAACCUGACCCCGGGCCGGGCCGACACAGAGACCCCCCAACAAGAGACCCCACUACAGGCCCAGGACGGGAAAAUCAAGAACGCUAACUCCAGCUCACAUUUCAAACACAAAAGAAACGUUCUGAUUGGCUGUUUUAUUUUCCUCUAUGUGAUCUACUGUGUGCUGUUUUCCUUCACCUUGACCUUCAGUGUGGUGUAUUUCCCCAUCUCCAUGUACUGGUCAAACAUGACCUCCCUGAACCAGCUGGGUCACGUGGUAGGGGCGCAGGUCGACCGUCUGCUGCAUGACAUCAGCAGGUUUGAACAGGACGAGAGGGCGCGGCUGUUCUCGCUGUACCAAAGACAGCGGACAGCCUGCACCGUCCAUCUUGAACAGGAAAACAGACGGCUGUUGGACGACUACCAGCAGACGACAGCCAAACAAGUCCAGGCGAUCUUUGUGGAGAAUGGAACGUUGCACAACUUAUCCAACGCCAUCAUCCAACAGAACGCGUCGGUGUACAUGCAGCAGAUUAACGAGUUUGUGGCGGACUGUAACAAAACAGUGGAGGCCAUUGUUCAGAGAUUCCAGGCCAAGUACUAUCAUUUCCUGAGCGACACGGUGCUCAACGAUUGGCUCAAAGUCCCGCGCCAGAUUUUCCUCUAUCAGGAGGGGGAGGACGUGAACAAACAGUUCCUCUCAUCCACCUGGGUCAAGCAGUUCGCUGUGUGGCUGGAGAUUGAUAAGGCUGAGGAGUUGUUGGCGGUGGCUGAAAAUGUUUUCGGACGGAUGUCCAGCAUUGAGGCGCCCCGUGUGUCGGCCUUGAACUUGACCUUCCCCAGCGUGUACCCCCACGUGAUGAGCCUGGAGCCAGCGUUUGACUACCACAACCACUCCUACACCUACAUCGUCCAGCUGCCCAUGACCAACCAAGAGAUGCAACACUUCAACCUGACCCUGUCGCCCUCUGGCUCGGAGGUUUUAAACUUCAGAAAAAAACGUCACGUGGACGAGUUUGGUCUGAGUGGGAACUUGAUGUCAAACCCUGACAGUCAGGAGUUUAGCCACACCAGCGCCAGGAGCACUGACGUCAGCCCGGGCAGCACGUGGGUGGAUGACGACUUGGAUCAUUAUGCCAGAUAUCUUUCUGACAAUUUCCAGAGCAAGAAAAAAAUUCGAUCCAGGAAGAUGAAAGACACUGAGGACGUAGGGGAACUGUUGUUUGAGGAGAAAGAUACAACAAGGGAGGGAAUUCAGAACGACGAGCGUGUCGAGAAUCUUAUUUUAGAUCAGUCGUCAGACAGCUAUAAACUAGACAGCCUGCCUGCUGACCCGGACAGCAGCAAGUCGCAGGACAGCAAGAUCCCGUACAUCUUGAUUGGAAUCUUCCUGACGCUGGACAUCUUUCUCUGGCUGUACCGCUUCUCAUGGUGUAGUGACCAGGUCUACGCCGCCAGACACGGCUACGCUGACCGCAUCCCCACAGACGAAGCUUGCAAGCACUUCUUUGAGAUCCAGACAGCGUACCACCUGCCCACUUUUGAGCACCCGCACGACGAGUCGUCCGGCUACUACGUGGACAUCAAGGAGCAGUUGAACCCCGAGAAGGACUCGCCGGACAUCACGUUCCUGCAGGACCUCCCUAAACACAAGGACAACAAGGACGACAUUCUGCAGAAGAUCUGGAAUGAGAAGAUGAACAAGUCCAAGGAGAUGGGAUGUCUGGCACAGUGCUGCCUGGUGCGGUGGUGCUACAGCGCCAAGAAGAUUCUACAGAGAUUGUUUUUGUCCAAGCUGGCGUGGCAGGGGUCAAUAACCUUCACUGCCAUCCUGUUCAUCUGUUUGUUCAUCUACUGCGUUGAGUUCUGGCUGACCCCUGAGACUUUCAGAACCCUGGUGGGGGGUCACUCUGCUGCAGCAGACGUCAUGUGGCACCUAGAGUCCAGUUCUCACUACCUUCAGACCCUCGCCCAACAGCUGACCUUGGAGCUGGAGAGGGUCAAGGACAUGUGUGACCACGAGGUCAACACACUAACAGACAUUUUUUUUGCCACAGUUAACAUGCAGACCUCCAUGUUUACCACGACACUCCAAAGGUUGUGUUAUGAAGCAAGGAAAGACAACUGUGACAAGCUAACUGUGUAUCAGUCAACAGGGGGGAGAAUUGUUGGCUGCAACUUCCUUCCCUUGCAGGCCCAGACCUACCAUGAUGUGAGCCUGAGUAGCCUGGAUGCUGCUAUCAUGGAGAAGGUGGCACCGCUGCUGGAGCUGGUCCAGUGGAUGCUGGUACUGUCCACCUCUGUGGUAGUGACCAUCCUCUGCCUGCGGCUCCUGUGUCAGGCAGUGACCUCAACAGUGAGGAACUACCUCCUGCUAGCCGGCCACCUGCCCAGGGUACGCGUGUACCAGUCAGAAGAACAGCACCUGGCAGCCACGCAGGUCAACACCACCAUGCAGCGCAGCCAGUCCUGGGUAGAGAGCUGUGAGAGCGGGGUCUACCUGGGGGAAACAGAAGACACAAACAAAGAGGAAUCCAGAUAGCAAUGGCACCGCUUCCUCCUCAAACUCGGCACCAAAGAUUUGUUUUCAAUUUUCAUGCGCUGGAACUUCCCCCUUCCCCCUAGACUAACCGCAACUGCUUGUAAAGUUUGUUACUUGGUAUUGUCACGUUUUCUGGCUUAACCAUUAUCCCAGCUAGAUUAGCCCUUUAUCCUAGCUAGAUUAGCCCUUUAUCCCAGCUAGAUUAGCCCUUUAUCCCAGCUAGAUUAGCCCUUCCAAGAUGAACCGUUCAGAUGGCCGACAGAUUAAUUUUGUGAUUUAUUACCUGGAAAUGCUGUAAAUAAAAACUGGACAAUGGUUAUGCAGCUGCUGUCUGCCAGUGAUUUAGUCCGCACCUAUUUUGUUAGUCUUUGUUGAUGUAACUACAUGUACCGGUAUAACAAUUCCAUAAUAAAAGUGUAUCAUUGCAAUAUGUACAUUGACUUGACCUUGUCAAAGCCCAACCUUUUUUAUACUGCUUAGUCUACAUCACUUUCUGUACAGCUUUGCUAUUUUAGAGUUUGGAUACAACUCUGUAUAUACAUUAGUCACACGCUUGUUUAUUUAAAAACCUUUGAUAUAUUUCUAUUCGCAGAUAUAAGCGAGUAUUUUGUCAAUUAGUAGUUCAGUUAUCAACUAUCUGUUUUCUUUAGCAGCUAAGUGGGAUUUGGGGAGGUGGGAUUACUUAAUCAAACUUUCUAAUUUAAAUAAAACUGCUACAGUUUAUUUACUUGUCAAGUAAUGAAGGCAAAAAUAUGAAAUUAUUUUACAAGUUGAGAUCAACUGUACCUGUGGCCCUUACCUCAGUUUGUUGAGGUGUAUCAACUCUACAUGUGGCCAUUACCUUAGUUUGUUGAGGUGUAUCAACUGUACAUGCGGCCAUUACCUCAGUUUGUUGAGGUGUAUUCUGGUUUUGACUAGAGUUGAAUAGAUAUGCGGAGGUCAAUUCAUUUGUUUAGCCCAAUGCCGGACCAAUAUGGCGGGUGUAUUAAGGUGAGGCUUGCUGAAAUUAAUCUUGACCUGGUAACAAGAAUGCACUGAAAGAACGUUUCAGGAUUAUUUUUUUAGUUUUAGAAUUUUAUACAAGUCUUAUAGAUUACAAUAGAUUUUUUAAAAUUGCAUUGACAAUCAUAUAUAAUUUCAUACUUGUUUGUGUAAAUAUGUAAUUAUCAAUAUUGUUAAUUGAGCAUUCAGUUUGUUAAUUACUUAAUGUUUUUUGACAUAAAAUGGGUGUCAAUGCUGCUAAAUACUUGGGGCACAAACUCAGCUGUUCUUUACUUGACCAACUGAGGAAAAGCUGCUAGAUUAGCUUGAGGGGGGAUCACUCUAAUGCAGUGUAAAUAAAAGCACAAGACAAGCAGUAGCUUUCAGUCCAAGGUUCUGUUUUGUUAGAUUCAAACAUUCCUGACUUCAUUUUCUUCAGCUAAGGAACCUAACCUAACACUUUUUCUCAAAACUUGGUGUUAAGAAAAGCUUGAAAAUUAAAUAUCAAGUAAAUUCUAUACAAUAAGGAUUUAGUUUUAUUUUUAAAACAGUUUUAUUUGUAAUACAUAUUUUAAACAUUGGAAUUAAAAAUGAACUUAUGUAUGGUAUUUUAUUAGCCAACUUUCAAAACUAUAAGAGCAAAUAUCUAAGCUAACACAUUUUAAGUCAUCUAAAACAAUACUCAUCACUAGACUGUACAAAAUUCAUUUUCAAUAUUUCAUUUAUUUGAUUUAUAUAUGUAUAUCCAUGUUUUCUUUACUUUUUAAUAUAAAUAUACAUUAAUCUUCAUUCUUCACUGCCACCUGAAACUAUUGUUAUGCCUUUUUGUUAAAUAAAUAAUCUAAUCCGUGUUAAAAUAAUCUAAUCCAUGUUAAUUCUGUUUUUUUUGUUGGUGUAUAUACAUUACCGAAAUCAUCCCCUUAUUUGAGGGGCGCUGGUUGAUAGGGUGUAAAUAUUUCUAUUGGCUGAUGCUCUGCUCUUGAUCGUUAAACUUAACUGGGUCCAGAUAUUUAUAUAUAUAUUUAUAGUUAGAUGUUCACUGUGCUAAAGAUUCAGUACAUUUUCACUUGAUCCAUUGGAUCAAUUUUAAAUAUAUAAUUUUUUUUUUCAUAUCUAACAGCCAUUUUAAGUAGAUAAAAUCUAAUAUGAAUCAUCCAAUAGGUUCAAAAGAUAAUUGUUUUAUUUUCACUAGUUCAUAGUUUAUUUGUUUUUGUUUACUAUCACAUCUCCUAACAAACCAGACUUGCUAAUGUAACAAUAGUACAAUAGUUGUAAUGGUGAUUUUUAAAUUUUUUAUUUUUGUAUUGAUUGACUGGAUAGAAAGUAUGGAACUCAAUUUUUACUACAACUACAACCAUUAAUUAUUACCACCACUACAGCCAUUACCGUUAUGAAGUAAUUAAGUAAAAUCAUAAGCUACUAUUUUUCAGUUAGCUUUUGUUUUUUUCUUACAUUGAUUUUAUACUUGAUGCAAGAAAAUAAAAUCUAAAAGCUUGAAGUAGAACUUUGGACAGAUAGAUCCAUACUACUAGAUCUAUCAAGGAUCAUUAUACUCUCCAGUUUCUGUUGUUUUUUUACUUCCAAUAUCAAAUAUAAAAAUAGAAAUUUUUAAACUGCUAGUGAGAGAUGGAUGACAGCAUUUGGUUGUAAAGGGGGAUGACUCGAAAUUAACGUCUGCUAAUUGAUGUUGUAUAUGUUGUUGAAAUUAUUUGUAUUGAAAUAAACUUUAUUUUAUGCCUACAUGAAAA